AUGACAAGUAUGAGGAUGCAUGAAAUGUUGUCUCCACCUAAGCUGAAAAAAGGGAACGCAAAUCCAGGCGGAGCGUGUUCUGUGAAAGUUUUUGUUAGAAAGAUUGACAGCAAGAUUAUUUACGCUGAGUGCAAUGAAGACUUCAUUGACUCUCUUCUCACCUUUCUCGUCCACCCUCUUGAGAUGGCUUGCUCAUUGUCUAAUGACAAUACCAUUUUUGGAUGUGUUGGAAACUUGUGUAGAAGUCAGUGUAGAGGAGCAGCUUCCACAAGUUGUAACCUUCCUGAUUUUUAUAUUUGUAGCACCAACAAUCUGCUUGAUUAUGCUCACUAUUAUUCACUGACAUAUGAAUGUUGGAUUCCUCACAAAGAAUACUUGAGUCGCAAAGUCGCUAGGUACAUUGAUAGGUCUCUCUCCAAAAGUGGCAACAUUGUGAGUAUGUAUCCAAAAGUGAAUCCUGGAAGUUCAUUAAGUUGUGGGAGUGGGUUUAUGAAGAGAAAAACGAAGUUCGUCGUGUCUGAUGAUCUUACUAUAACUCCUACGAAUUCAUCUUCAACCAUUGGCUUGUUAAGGAAGAUGAAGGUAAACAUCAAUGAUCUCGAGGAGUUUCAGAUCAGCAUUUCCAAAGCAGAGGUAUGCUUUUACUAUUAA
Molecule: messenger RNA, 651 nt
Organism: Brassica napus (rape)
Lineage: Eukaryota; Viridiplantae; Streptophyta; Magnoliopsida; Brassicales; Brassicaceae
Exons: 1
Coding region: 1-651 (216 amino acids)
Source: RefSeq, a predicted model, not a curated record